AUGGUAUUCGAAUCCGAAAGCAACCAUGCAAGUAGCCUUGGCACAAAGCCAUACAAAGUUGGCCUCAAGGAAGACCUCCUCAGCGCGCUCACGAGCAUCCAACCAAAUGGGUCAUUCGCUUCAUUCGGUGCACUACUUCAACCGCCGCCGGUCGGCCUGUUCGUUCGCGGUAUCGGUGACAUCCCAAUGCCGCUCAGCGAGUCUAAGGCACGGCAACUAAUUGAGAAGGCUCGCCAGUCGCCCUACGGUAAGGGGAGUGAUACCAUCGUCGAUACCGCAGUCCGAAACACCUGGGAGUUGGAUGCAGAGCAGUUCACCUUUCGUCACCCGGGCUGGCCAAGUUUCCUUAGGGAUAUAUGCUUCUGUGUCGCCACCGAGAAAAUCCCCGGCAUGUUCGGCACUCUCGUCAUUAGCUUGCCGUCAGCUCACCAAGGUGGAGAACUGGUGGUCAAGCACUGUGGCGAAAAGCAGGUCUUCAAGACAUCCGCAGUGGCGCAGUCGUGGGCCUGUUGGUACAGUGAUGUCGAGCAUGAGGUCCUUCCUGUGACUUCAGGCUACCGGUGGGUUUUGACUUACAACCUCGCCAUCGAUCCGGCCCAGCCGCGUCCAUCGGCAGCGCUGCGGCGGUCUGAGCCCACAUCACUUAACCAAACUCUCAAACACUGGCUUGCCGAGGGCCAAUCGCGGAAACAGAAAUAUUUCUACCAUGUGCUCGACCACGACUACACGGAAGCAAACACUUCGCUCAAAGCAUUGAAGGGGCGCGAUUUGGCCCGCGUCCAGGCAUUGAAAGAGGCAUGCAACGAGCUUCCUGUGGACAUCUUCUUCGGACUGCUGGAGAAGGAAGAAGUGGGGUCCUGUGAGUUUAACCCCUACUCCAGGUCCAGGUCUAGGGACUGCGACGAGGACGACGAGGAUGAGGACGACGGUUACGGUUACGACGAGGACAUGCACGAUGACCUUGAAUUUCAUGAUAUUGAUGAGGUUUUUGAAACAUCGUACAAAGUGAAGACACUCGUCGACUUGGAGGGCCGGAUGGUGACGAAAAAUCUGCAUUUUGAUGAAGAUCAUUUGCUUGAACCAGAUUGUUUCGUGGACCUCGAGGGGGAGGAGGAAUACGAAGGUUAUAUGGGCAACUCGGGGCCAACGGCGACACAUUGGUAUCGCGUGACGGCCGUUGCUGUUGUCCCUCGUGACUCCACUGCCUGCUUCUUUAAGUGCAACAAAACAUUUUGCUCUUUUCCACACAGCGACCACUCCGAGAUGAACUAUUUGGCCCAAGCAUGUUUACAGCCACAGGUUCACGAGUCUUCGCUCACCUCGCUCGAGAAUCUCUGUCGACAAUUGUGGGGCAAUGGAGCGGUGCCAGACGAAGCCUGGCAAACUAUUUUUAUGGUUGCAGUCCAGCAUGCGCGGUAUGCAUUCCUUGAUGAGGCUGCUAAGCAUCACGGAGGCUGUCUGCCGCCAGCCUACUUUAGUUGGGUUAGGCAAUGGUUGAGUGAUGGCGAUGGCGAUGCCAAAGAACGAUUCAAUGCUAUUCAAAAGGGAAUAAGUUCAGCCAUUUCGGGGUACCCCUAUUUCACAGGCCAGUUCAUGGCCGUUGUGAACUUGGCGCCCAUCUCCAAAGGCCCCUCAGCUCCUGUCGGUGUUUCCACACCCGAUUACCUCCUCGAGUUUGCUCGCAGAACACUCCGCUCUUGCCUGGAUACUUGUAGAUCCAGAGUCUUGGGCGGAAGAGAUGGUGUGGCUCUGGUUGACGUUGCGCUCUAUUUUGACGACCCAUCCAUUUUCCUCUCACAAACGGUUGCACCUAUACUCAAUCGAGGACGUCCCCCGGCUGCAGCCUUGCUUGCAUUCCUAGACCGGUUGCAUCGACAAAGCACCAGUGGUGUCUUGCCUGUGGAAAGCUCUAUGCAUCUUUAUCGGACCAUGGCCAACUCAUUCAUCGCCUCUCCGGAUCUCACAGGGGUAUACGACGAGGCUGAGAUCCAGGCACUAGAACUCCAAGCCACAAUCAGCUAUGAAGAGCUGACCAACUUCCUUUCUGCCGUCAUUUCAAUUGGUACAGAAUCAGAUGGCCUUGUUAAUUUGCUCAUUUCCAGGCUGGUUGCAGACGCCCCUCGGCUCCCAGACCUGGAACUUGAAAACAUGUGGCUGCCCUUCCUACACCAUCUCAUCCCCAUUCUCGUCUCCAAGAACAUACCUCUAGACACGGCAUGCUAUCAACAGCUAUUUUCCACCUUGCUCAAAGCUUACCUCGAUACCUUUGUACGGCGCGAGCCUAAAAGUGACAGAAACUUGGCUCGCACCGGCGUACGCUGUUCUUGCGUUGACUGUGCGCGUCUAAACGAAUUCCUUACCAACCCCGCGCUCAAGGUACAAUCUUUCGCGGUAAAUCAACACCGGCGCGAACACCUUGCGCAGAAUUUGGGUGCUAGCAAUGUCGACUGUACUCGUAAGACUUUGCGGUCCGGCUCACCCCACUCUCUGGUGGUGACCAAGACAUUCCGUCAUCAUAAACAGAAACGUCAGGACUGGGCCUGGCGGCGCAAUAUGGCCGCUGAGCAGUUCCAGCAAUUUGACCAGGAACACCUCAGGAAGCUCCUAGGCUCGGACUAUUCCAGCAUUGUCAACAUGGAACAAACCAAGGCACUGCGGGUGGCGGUGACAAGGCAGCCUCGUCAGCCACGAGCGAAUACUGGCCAGUCGCUGAACUCGUCUACGCGUCCAAUGAAUGGGAAGAAGCGAAAAUUGCCUCCCACAGAGAGUGAAGUUGUUGAUUUGACCAGUGAAUAGACGGUUAUAGCAAUUACGUUGAUUACGUCCUGUGUAAGACCCGAGGCUACUCUACGAGGAGGGGAGUCAUACCCAUGGUUGCCCAAAGAUGAGACAUCUAUUUGCAUUAUAAGGGCAAUUUCUGGUGGGCAUAAACAAAAAUCAAAUUUGCUUUUGGGUUUGGGAGUUGGACAUCGUAUUAAUUUACCCGUGAUACGUUAUUCUCGCUGUUGCAGUCGCAGCGGUUGGACGACUUGAUUUGAAGUUUGCGUCUACGAUGCGAAAUUGGCAGGUCACACUUGCACUGAACAUCACAACCAAAACGGCGUGGUAAUACUCAACUAGAU
Ilyonectria robusta is the source of this 3122-nucleotide messenger RNA. RefSeq lists its product as uncharacterized. Lineage: Eukaryota; Fungi; Ascomycota; Sordariomycetes; Hypocreales; Nectriaceae. The record is from RefSeq and is a predicted model, not a curated record. The transcript has 7 exons. The coding region runs from base 1 to 2796 and encodes 931 amino acids.